CUGUUUAGUGACGUCAGACCACAACAUCCCCCCGUCGCGUGCGGCACACGACAGCUGUAGUUGGCGAUAGCAGAAGUCAGACAUGCAUCGUUUUAGCAUCAAGUAAACAUCAGAAUCACAUUCAUCCGUAGUUAUGUUUUAUAAAAACGUCCAAUGAAAUGCGAAGACGACGAUUCAGAAACCGGAAGAAAACAAGCUAGUCAACGGUUUCUAUUGGAGCAAUUCUAAGCCUGUCUCCCAGUAGGCUCCCGCCCCGGUGGUCAGAGCAGCAUCAUGGUGGACGUCGCUGUGAAGAGCGGAGCUGCUUGGGUCUGCUGCGUUCAGGGACAUCAGUUAGCUGAUGUGCUGCUUCCUGUUCACACCUGGAACAGAGAGGAUCACGAAGAGGAGCUCGGUCAGCCAGAAGGAGACAAGACAAAUGGGGGCGGCCCGGUGCUGCUGGAGCAGACGGAGGAGGGGUCUCCGUGUGUCCUGACGCUCCACUGCAGCCCCCGCUCCUCUACCGCCAUCAGCCGCCUGCUGGUCAUCAGCGAGGCUCGGACCAUGGAGGUGUACAGCCAGACCGGAGAAUACUGCGGGACAGUACGAGGGGAGAGGGGCAACAGCGUCCAGCCAGACAGUUCAGACAGAGGCCCUUUUUACAAGAAACAGCUGAUCCUCGAACAUCCAUCCUCAGCGUGUGACGUCAAGCUGCUGUCCCUGGGUGGUAGAAGCAGCGUUCUGGUGUGUCGGAUCAUCGUGGGCCUUCAGCAGCUCCAGCCCUGCGCCGCCCGCGGCCCCGGCAUCGACAUGCAGCAGGUGCAGUGUCUGGUCGAGGAGAUGGGAACGAGCCUUUCUCCUGGAGCCCAGAACCUCAUGGACAUGGUGCACUUUCAGCAGAAGAACCAGACCAGCUCUCUGGGCGGCUUCCUGCCUCUCCUGAUGGGUGGUGGAGUUUUCUCCGCCCUGGCUCAAGGAGCCACCAUCUCCCCAGCAGCCAACAGCGACCAGCCCCAGCCUCCAGACUCCAGGCCUCCAGUCGGCUCCAUCCGAGCUGCAGAUGAAGCUCCGCCAGCUCAGAACGGGGCGAUGUCGAACGGCUCCACCGCCUGCUCCCCCGACCUGCCGCUUUCUGGUGUCAACACGGAGAAAAUAACGAGCAGUGAGAGCGGAGGCCCCGUGAGUCACGCCCAGAUGGCGGAGAUGAUGUCUCACUUCCUGAAAGGCCAGGGGCGUGGCCUGAGCUCCGGCCCUGAGCUUCUGCCCAUGCUCCAGAGCCUCUGUGGACAGGUGACCAAGCUGAGGCUGGAUGACCCCACAGACAAGGAGAAGAUGACUAGAAAUGGCCCAUGGGAGCUGGACCCGGCCAUGGAGCGCCGUCUGGAGGAGAUGGAGAGGAGGCUGAAGGAGCAUGUCGACCGCCGCCUGGAUGCUCUGGAGCAGAAGCUGGAGAAGGCCCUGCUGAGCGCCCUGCCGCACGUCGUCCUCAGCCAGGGAGCCAUGGGCAGCGGGGGCGGGGGGGCAGCAUCCACAGACGCGUCGCAGCAGACCGCCUCGACACCCCCCACACACUGAGCCUAGAACCGCUAAAUGACUAACGCAACAUGUAACCUGGAAGCCUUCAAAGCACGACACAGAUACUAAAAUGUUAGUGUUUUAAGACUGAAAUGGGAAAUAUGGAUAGAAUAACACAAUAAUCUCCUAAAAUG
Messenger RNA from Etheostoma cragini (Arkansas darter), 1688 nucleotides. It is a transcript of the gene c21h10orf88, whose product is annotated as chromosome 21 C10orf88 homolog. The record is from RefSeq and is a predicted model, not a curated record. The coding region runs from base 274 to 1554 and encodes 426 amino acids. Lineage: Eukaryota; Metazoa; Chordata; Actinopteri; Perciformes; Percidae. The transcript is spliced from 9 exons.